Messenger RNA from Colletotrichum siamense, 486 nucleotides. RefSeq lists its product as uncharacterized. Bases 1 to 486 code for a protein of 161 amino acids. The record is from RefSeq and is a predicted model, not a curated record. NCBI's taxonomy places the organism in Eukaryota, Fungi, Ascomycota, Sordariomycetes, Glomerellales, Glomerellaceae. The transcript has a single exon.
AUGUCUCCCACUGCUCCUUCCCGCACCGCCCCCCGCCCCUUCUUCAAGUUGGGUAACCCCAACGUAAAGAGCACCAUUCGGGUCGAGAUCCGCCUCAAGACGGCAGGCUCGGGUGGUGCUCUGGGCAAGCGCUCGAACGCUCCUUCCCGCCCUCCUCACAAGCCCGCCCCGGCUCGUGUCGACAAAAAGACGCAGGUCGGCCAGGCGGGACGCAAGAAGUCGAGCAACCUGCCUCGCAAUAAGUCGGGCAGGGCCCGCAAGGGUCCGAAGAUCCUCGCCAACCAUGGCGACAUGCCCAUCGCGCAGAUGGCAGCGCCUCCUCCCGGUCGUCCCUUCCUCCCCUCUCCCUCGCUCUCUCCUCCUCCUGCUCCUUCCCAGGAGCAUCGCCCCCCUGCUCCUUCUACAGCAGGCACGGUCAUCAGGAAGAGGAAGGCGCCCCCCACGAUGCUCCUUCCCACAAGAAGGCCCAAGCCUUACUCCAGAUAA